AUGAUGAUGCCUUUAAGACCAUCGAAAAGCGCCAUGCGCGCUCUGCACUCGCAGAGAUGUUUUGCCUCCGCCAGAAGACCAUUCACGGCCAUCUCGCCCCACCGCUUUUCUGCUCAGAAGCGAGUCCAAAGCACCGCUGCUGCUCCCGCCAGCGAGGCUCGACCCGUUCCUAGUCCUGCCUUCAACCAGGAACCCCAACGCAAUGGAGUGUCGCCGCUACAAAAUCGACAGGUCCCCGAGUUGGACGACUCGUUCGUCGGACUGAGUGGUGGAGAAAUCUUCCACGAAAUGAUGCUCAGACUGGGUGUCAAGCACGUCUUCGGUUACCCUGGAGGCGCUAUCCUCCCUGUCUUCGAUGCCAUUUACAACUCCAAACAUUUCGACUUUAUUCUCCCCCGACAUGAACAGGGUGCCGGACACAUGGCGGAAGGUUACGCCCGCGCUUCAGGCCUUCCCGGUGUUGUUCUCGUUACUUCCGGCCCUGGUGCCACCAACGUUAUCACCCCCAUGCAGGAUGCCCUGUCCGACGGCACCCCGAUGGUUGUCUUCUGCGGUCAGGUGCCCACCAGCCUGAUUGGCACCGAUUCAUUCCAAGAGGCCGACGUCAUUGGCAUUUCCCGUGCUUGCACGAAAUGGAACGUCAUGGCCAAGUCCGUUGCUGAACUUCCUCGCCGUAUCCAGGAGGCGUUCGAGAUCGCCACCAGCGGCCGUCCCGGUCCCGUCUUGGUCGACCUUCCCAAGGAUAUCACCGCUGGUAUCCUUCGCAAGCCCAUUCCCAUGAGCAGCACCAUUCCUUCCUUGCCCAGCGCCGCAACUAUGGCGGCCCGCGAAGUCAGCAUGAAGCAGCUUGAAAGCACCAUCGGUCGCGUUGCGCGUCUCGUCAACGUUGCCAAGAAACCCGUCCUGUACGUCGGUGCGGGUCUCCUCGCCCGCCCGGACGGCCCUCAGAUCCUGAAGGAACUGUCCGACAAGGCCUGCAUUCCCGUGACGACUACUUUGCAGGGUCUCGGAGGCUUCGACGAGCUUGACCCCAAGGCUUUGCACAUGCUGGGAAUGCACGGAUCUGCCUACGCCAACAUGGCCAUGCAGGAGGCUGAUCUUAUCAUCGCCAUUGGCGCACGUUUCGAUGAUCGUGUGACCGGUAACAUUUCCAAGUUUGCCCCCCAGGCCAAGCUUGCUGCGACCGAGAACCGUGGCGGUAUCGUUCACUUCGAAAUUAUGCCGAAGAACAUCAACAAGGUUGUCGAGGCCAACGAGGCCGUCGAGGGCGACUGCGCCGAGAACAUCCGUCACCUCCUUCCCCACCUCAAGUCGGUGUCUGAGCGCCCGGAAUGGUUUGCUCAGAUCAAUGACUGGAAGGCCCGAUUCCCCUUCUCUCUGUACGAGAGGCAGGCCGAGAAGGGCCCCAUCAAGCCCCAGGCUUUGAUCGAGAAACUCAGCGACCUGACUGCUCAUAUGAAGGACCGCACCGUGAUCACUACUGGUGUUGGUCAACAUCAAAUGUGGGCUGCCCAACACUUCCGCUGGCGCCACCCCCGUACCAUGAUCACCUCCGGUGGUCUGGGUACCAUGGGUUACGGUCUUCCCGCCGCCAUUGGCGCCAAGGUUGCUCGCCCUGAUGCUCUUGUCAUUGACAUUGACGGCGACGCUUCGUUCAACAUGACCCUGACCGAGCUGUCCACCGCUGCCCAGUUCAACAUCGGCAUCAAGGUCCUCUUGUUGAACAACGAGGAGCAGGGUAUGGUCACUCAAUGGCAGAACCUGUUUUACGAGGAUCGUUACUCGCACACCCACCAGAAGAACCCCGACUUCGUUCCCCUUGCCGAGUCCAUGGGCGUUGCCGCCCAGCGGUGCAGCAACCCCGCGGAGAUGGAGGAGAAGCUGAAGUGGCUGAUCGAGAGCGAUGGCCCCGCCCUGCUUGAGGUUUUCACCGACCGCAAGGUGCCCGUGCUUCCCAUGGUUCCUGCCGGAAGUGCCCUGCACGAGUUCCUCGUGUACGACGAAGCCAAGGAGCAAGAAAGGAAGGCUCUGAUGAAGAAGCGCAACGUGAAAUUUUAA
Molecule: messenger RNA, 2058 nt
Organism: Aspergillus affinis
Lineage: Eukaryota; Fungi; Ascomycota; Eurotiomycetes; Eurotiales; Aspergillaceae
Product: acetolactate synthase catalytic subunit
Exons: 5
Coding region: 1-2058 (685 amino acids)
Biological process (GO): L-valine biosynthetic process
Cellular component (GO): acetolactate synthase complex; mitochondrion
Molecular function (GO): magnesium ion binding; thiamine pyrophosphate binding; flavin adenine dinucleotide binding
Source: RefSeq, a predicted model, not a curated record